GCAACACGCCGCAAUCGCAUCCUCCCAAAUUGGUGCUGAGCUAGGGUUCGCUGCCUCCCACUCUCCCACGCAAGGCGCCAGGAGUCGCAUCCGGCUCCGUCGCCGCCGGUCCUGCGCGAGGAGAGAAGGCGGCGGCAUCUGCCGGUUUCAGGAGCACGGGAGGCUCGAUUUGAGGAGAUUGCAGGUUUUGGGGCAUCAGGUAACGUCCAACAUGGAUACGGCGUUUCUGCGUUCUCCACUCAUUCGUAAUUUAGUGUACGAAGAUUGUGCCCUUCUGCACUCCAGAAGUUACCAUUGCUAUGCUCUUCAGUAUGUGAGAUGCAAUCGGACAGAUUUGAAGCCGUGCCAAACUCUAUCUGCUUCGCCAUUGAGGGGUUUGACUCACAGAUUGGCCGCAUUACCUGAUGUCGAUGAUUUUUUCUGGGAGAAGGACCCUACACCAAUCCUGGACACAAUCGAUGCACCAAUUCAUUUGAAAAAUCUAUCUAGUAAGGAGCUGAAGCAGUUGGCUAAUGAAGUUCGCUCAGAAAUAUCUUUCAUAAUGUCCAGAAAAUGCCAGCCAUGUAGUCCUGGCCAUUCAGUUGUGGAGCUGACAAUUGCUAUACAUUACGUGUUCAAUGCCCCAAUGGAUAAGAUACUAUGGGAUGCUGGUCAGCAUGCAUAUGCGCACAAGAUUCUCACAGGAAGGCGCUCUCUGUUCCAUACCAUUAGACAAAAAAAUGGCCUUUCUGGUUUCACAUCUCGUUUUGAGAGCGAGUAUGAUCCCUUCGGUGCUGGACAUGGAUGCAAUAGUCUUUCUGCUGGCCUGGGGAUGGCGGUUGCAAGGGAUAUAAAUGGGAGGAAAAAUCGAAUAGUGACAGUUAUCAGUAAUUGGACAACCAUGGCUGGCCAAGUGUACGAGGCAAUGGGUCAUGCUGGUUUCCUCGAUUCUAACAUGGUUGUUAUUCUAAAUGAUAGCUGUCACACCUUGCUUCCUAAAGCAGAUGGCCGGCCAAAGAUGUCAGUCAACGCCUUUUCUAGUGCUCUCAGCAAGGUUCAAUCCAGCAAAGGAUUUAGGAGGUUUAGGGAGGCUGCAAAGGGACUUACUAAAUGGUUUGGCAAAGGGAUGCAUGAAUUUGCUGCCAAGGUUGACGAGUAUGCUCGUGGUAUGAUAGGUCCUCAUGGAGCAACCCUUUUUGAAGAACUUGGACUGUAUUAUAUUGGUCCUAUUGAUGGGCAUAACAUUGAUGAUCUAAUCUGUGUACUUAAGGAGGUCGCCACUUUAGAUUCAACUGGUCCAGUACUUGUACAUGUAAUUACUGGGACAGAAAAUGACACUGGUGGCAAUAUUAAGAGUGACAUCACUACAAAUGAGGAAGAGCCUUCAAACUCAAGCCAUGCUCUUCUUAAGUUUUUAGAGAGUGGACUUUCUAGGACAUAUAAUGACUAUUUUGUGGAAGCACUGACAACAGAAGCAGAGAAUGACAAGCGCAUUGUGGUAGUUCAUGGUGGCAUGGGAGUGGAUCGAUCACUCCGUUUAUUCCAGUCCAGAUUCCCAGACAGAUUUUUUGACUUGGGCAUCGCCGAGCAACAUGCUGUUACCUUUUCUGCUGGUUUGGCAUGUGGAGGUUUAAAACCUUUCUGCAUAAUUCCAUCAACAUUUCUUCAGCGAGCAUAUGAUCAGAUAGUUGAAGAUGUGGACAUGCAAAAGAUACCAGUUCGAUUUGCAAUCACAAAUGCUGGUCUGGUGGGGUCAGAGGGGCCAACUAAUUCAGGAGCAUUUGACAUUACAUUCAUGUCAUGCUUGCCGAACAUGAUUGUCAUGUCACCAUCUAAUGAGGAUGAACUUAUUGACAUGGUAGCAACAGCUGCAAUGAUUGAGGACAGACCUAUUUGCUUCCGGUAUCCUAGGGGUGCCAUUGUUGGAACUAGCAGUACUUUAACAUAUGGGAAUCCACUUGAGAUUGGCAAAGGAGAGAUUCUUGCCGAAGGAAAAGAGAUAGCUUUUCUCGGCUAUGGUGAAGUGGUUCAGAGAUGCUUGAUAGCUCGAUCUCUUCUAUCCAACUUUGGCAUUCAGGCGACUGUUGCCAAUGCGAGAUUUUGCAAGCCACUUGACAUUGAUUUAAUCAGAACGUUAUGCCAACAGCACAGUUUUCUUAUCACGGUGGAAGAAGGAACAGUUGGUGGCUUUGGCUCGCAUGUCUCACAAUUUAUUUCACUCGAUGGUCUACUAGAUGGCCAAAUAAAGUGGCGACCCAUUGUGCUGCCAGACAGGUACAUAGAACAUGCUUCGCUCGCUGAGCAACUCGAUUUGGCUGGCCUAACUGCUCAUCAUAUAGCCGCAACUGCAUUGACUCUCCUUGGGCGACACCGGGACGCACUUUUGUUGAUGAAGUAAGGAAAGGAACUACCAAAAAGAAAAAGGAAAUAAGGCAUGAGGAGAACGCUUGUCAUGUUGUUUAUGAUAUUUUUAAGGACUGAGCGUCUGAGCCUGAUGUGAGAGGGUGCCCAAAUGCACUACUCAGAAGAGAAAUCUGCAAUAUUUUGUUUUGGGGUGUACAUACUAUAAACCCUAUUUUGAUAAUUAGGUGGCUCGUAAGGCAUGUGCAACGACACGCUGUAAUGUAUUGUUGCACCUAGUAAAGCUACUGAGUGUUGCAAAGGCUUA
Molecule: messenger RNA, 2647 nt
Organism: Phragmites australis (common reed)
Lineage: Eukaryota; Viridiplantae; Streptophyta; Magnoliopsida; Poales; Poaceae
Product: probable 1-deoxy-D-xylulose-5-phosphate synthase, chloroplastic
Exons: 11
Coding region: 212-2377 (721 amino acids)
Biological process (GO): terpenoid biosynthetic process
Molecular function (GO): 1-deoxy-D-xylulose-5-phosphate synthase activity
Source: RefSeq, a predicted model, not a curated record